Molecule: messenger RNA, 1916 nt
Organism: Orbicella faveolata
Lineage: Eukaryota; Metazoa; Cnidaria; Anthozoa; Scleractinia; Merulinidae
Biological process (GO): potassium ion transmembrane transport; action potential
Cellular component (GO): voltage-gated potassium channel complex; membrane
Molecular function (GO): ligand-gated monoatomic ion channel activity; delayed rectifier potassium channel activity
Source: RefSeq, a predicted model, not a curated record
GACACAAUGCAAAAAAUAUUGCAAUCGCUUUCUAUAAAGCAUUGGCCCUUGACUGAAACUGAAUUGCGACUGGCGGUUAUCAAAACAGGAUGAAGUUUAAGUUGUUAGCAGUCCUUUUUAUCGCCGCAGCGAGCUUCGAGAUUUUUGAGGCUACCGACACGUCUUUACUGCAGCAGUUUAUGGAGAAUGAACUGCCUCCGCGUCUAAUACAAAAUCCAGAAGAUAUUCCUGAGAAAGGCCGCGACAGUGAAGUAUGUCCAAGCGAAGUUAAGGUCUCUUGGCAGCUUCAACCACCUUUCACCUUUGAGAAUUAUUCUAAAGAAGAUCAACCUCAAGUAAACGGGAUCCUCCAUCAAGCCCUAGAGUUCGCUUUGGAAAAGUGUUGCAACUUCUAUUUGGGGAACAAAACGACAAUGCGAUACCUUGCCAUGUCUGAUAACUCAUCUUCGCUUCAACGCAUGGCGCUUACGGAAGACAUAAGCUUGAGUUUUCCUUUUCAACCAGACUGGUACAUAGACAGUAGCCGACAGUACAUUAACAUAUUUGAUUCGCCUGGGAUUGUGAUAAUUCGAAGAGGUCCUUCUCACACCACGACGGAGAGACGUGCUCAGUUGCUUAAAGCUAUUUUGGGAGCGUGGCCCGUCGUAGUUUUGAGCCUUUUGAUGUCCUCUUUGGCCGGAAUCUGCAUUUGGAUAUUGGACAACGGUGAAAAUGAAGAAGAGUUCGGCCGUCCUUUCUACCGCGGAGCUUUCGAUGGCUUCUGGUGGGCGUUUGUCACUAUGUCGACGGUUGGAUAUGGCGACAAGACUCCAAAGUCUAUAAGUGGCAGACUAUUUUCCGUGGUGUGGAUAAUGACUGGUAUUACAGUCUGUUCAAUACUAACAGCCACACUUUCCAGUGCUUUGACGAACGUCACGGUCAGUGUGGAGAGAUAUGACGUGACCACGGGAAAAACGAUUGGUGUGCCGAGGGAGAGCAUUGCUUUUAAACGGGCUGUAAAUCUUGGAAUAAACAUCACUGAGUUUCAAAGCCUACAUGAAGCCUACUCUUCGUUGGAGAAUGGAAAGGUAGACGGAAUUAUGGAAGAGAUGUUUACCGCGGUCGAGUUUAUUAAGAGGAAAAGCAACUCAGAGCUAUCGAUCGCUCAGUUCUUCGAGGACAAACACGGAUUUGGAGCAGCAAUAAAGAAAGAUGGUUUCAGUCUUGAUGUAGUGAGCUGUUUGUCGAACGUGACGCAGUUUGUCUCCGAUGAUAUCUAUCUCAAUGCCAGUGCAUAUCUCAAAUCUCGCACGAAUCAAGACUUGACUCCACCUACCAAAAACCUGGAACAAAACGAUCCACCAAAGAAUGAGUACAGCAUAUUUGACCAAGAAUCCAGCUCUUUCCAAGCAACAAUUCUCGGAAUUUCUGUCGCUCUGUUCAUGUUCAUAGCUUGCUCUAUCGGCUUUGCAGGAGUCAGGUAUUUGCGACGACGAAGACGACCAAGCAAGGAAGUAGUUGAAUUGGCAGAGGUAGAAAAAGGUCUCUAAGCACCUAUAUUUCUUGUCAUGUUUCCUCUUUUUUUUUUAAUUGAGAGAUGCAAGUGAUAUACAUGAGAUGAAUAUCGGCGAAACUGCCAUUGAUUAAAUCUUCUCUUUAAGUAAGUCGCACCAAAGGAAAUAGAUCUAAAGUAAAACAUGAACUUAAACUGAAAUCCAAGAGCAAUAACAUACUUAAUGAGACCAGACUGAAUAACAAUACUUUAAGAUCGCUACCUUUGUACUAUGUAAUAACUGUAGGAUAUUUCAGUUUAAAUACGGAAUGCUUAAUGAGCUUACACAGUGUAACUGCAUUGAAGUAACGUUAUUAUAUUUGAUAACGUUCGUAUUUCAGAAAGUUCAAGCAGAAACUUGCUCUCUCAGAAGUUACUUUUGAUA